This is a messenger RNA of Sorex fumeus (smoky shrew), 1664 nucleotides long. RefSeq names its product lysine demethylase 8 (gene KDM8). The transcript has 7 exons. NCBI's taxonomy places the organism in Eukaryota, Metazoa, Chordata, Mammalia, Eulipotyphla, Soricidae. Gene Ontology annotation, cellular component: nucleus. The record is from RefSeq and is a predicted model, not a curated record. Gene Ontology annotation, molecular function: histone H3K36 demethylase activity. Bases 1 to 1245 code for a protein of 414 amino acids.
AUGGCGGGAGAGAGCACCCCGGAGGCCCCGGCAGAAGGCCCUCUCUGGAGGGCCCUCAGGGCACUCAUGCCCGACUCUCAGGAAGGACUGAUGCUGGACCUGGGCGCGAGCGUGACAGGCAGCGUGGUGCAGCUGCUGCGGCGGGCGGCCGAGCUCUUCUACGGGGGCCAGGGCAGCAUGUGCCUGCAGGCGGCCGAGGCCAUCCUUGACUACUCCUGGGAGCAGCUCAACACAGGGCCCUGGCGGGACGUGGACAAGGGCUGGCGCCGGGUGUACGCGCUCGGCUGCCUGCUGAAGGCCGUGUGUCUGUGCCGGGCACCCGCCGGGCCCCUGGCCGUGGCCGAGGCCCUGAGGGUCUGCGACAUGGGCCUGCUGAUGGGGGCGGCCAUCCUGGGGGACAUCCUCCUCCGGGUGGCCGCUGUCCUCCAGGCGCAUCUUCCCGCGGGGAAACGGCCCCCGCCGGGCCCCAGCCCCCAGCAGCCCCGUACCAAGAAGGCCAGGAGUGCCCCGGUCCCCCUCCCAGACCUGGAGCCAGGAAGCAUCGUGCCCCGCGUCCGCUGCCCGUCCCUGCAGUAUUUCGGGGAGCACUUCCUGCUUCCUGGGAGGCCCGUGAUCCUGGAAGGUGUGACCGACCAUUGGCCGUGCAUGAGAAAGUGGAGUCUGGAGUACAUCCAGGCGACCGCCGGCUGUCGGACCGUGCCCGUGGAAGUGGGGUCCAGGUACACUGAUGAGGACUGGGCCCAGCGGCUCAUGACAGUCAACGAGUUCAUCAGCACGCACAUCGAGGGGGAGUCUAGGGACAUCGGCUACCUGGCCCAGCACCAGCUCUUCGACCAGAUCCCGGAGCUGAGGCAGGACAUCGACAUCCCCGACUACUGCUGCCUGGGCAGCGGGGAGGAUGAGGAGAUCACCAUCAACGCCUGGUUCGGGCCCCCUGGCACUGUCUCCCCGCUCCACCAGGACCCCCAGCAGAACUUCCUGGCCCAGGUGAUGGGCAGGAAGUACAUCCGGCUGUACUCCCCACGGGAGUCGGAAGCUUUGUACCCCCACGAAACGCACCUUCUGCACAACACGAGCCAGGUGGAUGUGGAGAACCCCGACCUGGAGCGGUUCCCCCGGUUCGCUGCGGCCCCGUUCCUAUCCUGCGUGCUGGGCCCCGGCGACCUGCUCUUCAUCCCUGUGAGCUACUGGCACUAUGUGCGCGCCCUCGACCUCAGCUUCUCCGUCAGCUUCUGGUGGUCCUAGCGGGAGGCGCCCGCCAGGAGACUGUGCAUCUGGAACAUUCUGGUCACCCCCACCCGAGGGCUCCUAGGCUCUGAGCUUGUCACGCAGUGUGCCUGGCCGCCUGUGGCUGGUGCUGGUGGGUCGGGCGCUGGGGUGCCCACAAGCUGCCUGUGACCCGAGCCCACCACUUGGCGUGCUCUGUCGUCAGGGCCUGCCAACUCGAGCCGGUUGGCUGGUUGGUCUGGGCCCGCCUGUCCUGCUGCCCCCGGGGGAGACUCCCGUGCACACCCAUGACUCCCACGCCAGGCCACCCCGGGGCCCCACAGCCCCCACCCAGGGCCCACUCAGACAUGAACUGUUCGGUGUGAUUCGGCCCUGUGGUCUCCCACCCAUGGUGCAUCCACCGGACCCAGGGAGCCAGGCCCCGGGUGGGGAGAAGC